GCUCAGGGGGAUCAGUGCAGCACUCGUAUCCAGCAUGAAGCUUUAUCUUCCUUCAGCCUGUCAGCUUGCCUUCCUGAGCCUCUGCUGUGUACUGAUCACAGUGAGAGAGUCAGACAGCACGUAUGUCCCGGGAAGAUGUAUGUGUCCGCAGGCCCAACCAGGUGUCAGAGGGAAACUGAAAGAACUCACAGUUCACCAGAAAAGCCCCAGCUGUGACAAAGUCACAGUAAUAGUGGUCCUGAAGAGUAACAAUCGAGUAGUGUGUCUGAGUCCAGUAUCACCGAUGGGCAAACAGCUGAUUCGCUGCUGGAAAAGGAGUCAUAAUCUGGGUCGUGAUGUGACACUGUGCCUGAAGAGGAGGAGGAGGAGGGGGGGAAGAGGAGGUCAGCGCCAGCGACAGAGGAACAGGACCCAGAGCAGGAAAGCCUCAUCCUCAAUCUCCCGAUAGUCAAUCAGCCUGACAAGUUGUCCAAAGUUACUGAGCGGAAAGAUACGUCUAGAUGCUGUUUCUUGCCACACGGUUGACUCCAGGUCACAAGGCUGUUAAAAAACCACAGCACACAAUCACUUUUCUUUAUAAAAGUCACGCAGCUAAGACACCGAGCUCCCCUAAACUGUUGUCCGAGCUAUAAAUCAAACUCUCUUUGUAUGCUAGCCACAGGGGGCUUUUUUCUGUGGAAUGGUGUCACUUUAAAAACUGAGCCCUGGAGGCUUGUCAUAAAUGUUAACAGUUUUAGCUUUAAAAUGCUGUUAACAUAUCGUUAUGCAGUUCUGUGUAUGCAGCUGGAAAAAACUAACUGAGACGUUUUUGUUGGUUAUUUAUUUUUAUAUGAAUAAGAUAAUUGUUUUAAAUUGUGUUUUUUAAAAUAAAUAUAUCAGAAUAACA
Messenger RNA from Gymnodraco acuticeps, 886 nucleotides. RefSeq names its product C-X-C motif chemokine 11-like. The coding region runs from base 35 to 448 and encodes 137 amino acids. The transcript has 4 exons. Gene Ontology annotation, cellular component: extracellular region. NCBI's taxonomy places the organism in Eukaryota, Metazoa, Chordata, Actinopteri, Perciformes, Bathydraconidae. Gene Ontology annotation, biological process: neutrophil chemotaxis; cellular response to lipopolysaccharide; inflammatory response. The record is from RefSeq and is a predicted model, not a curated record. Gene Ontology annotation, molecular function: CXCR chemokine receptor binding; chemokine activity.